Messenger RNA from Tigriopus californicus, 2196 nucleotides. RefSeq lists its product as uncharacterized. The record is from RefSeq and is a predicted model, not a curated record. Gene Ontology annotation, molecular function: protein binding. The coding region runs from base 1 to 2196 and encodes 731 amino acids. The transcript is spliced from 10 exons. Lineage: Eukaryota; Metazoa; Arthropoda; Copepoda; Harpacticoida; Harpacticidae.
AUGCAAACAGAGGCGCAACGAUGGGCUCCUAUGGUGGAACAAGUGGUCCCUUGGGCAGUCAGUUCUAGCUCUGAAUGCAGCUCAGUUUGCGCUUCGAAAAAGUUCCAGGCAUUCAUUGUGGAUGGGACCACAUGUUACUUAGCUAAAGUGUCCAAUAACUUGAGCGUUUUGCCAAAUCAAGGCUAUCCCAUCGGGGUUUAUCUCUGGGACGAUUUUCUAUUAUCUUGGAGGCAAAACUUUAAGGAGAUCCCAUUCAACUCAAGAGAUGAUCACUGGAAGCAAAUGACCUUGGCCCAAAACUCCAGUCUUUGGUUAGAAGUUUUUUGCGCUGAGGAGUGCGAAAAGACCGCUAGUUGUCAUUUCAUGGUGCUUGAAGAGGAAACUUGCUAUCAUGGCCAAUUACCAACAAGUGUAUUUCAAGUGGACAAUCUUAAUGGAAGCCUGAAAGCUGUCACAGCUUGGGUGAAAGAUGAUGAGCUAUUUUCCCAUACCUCUAAUGAGUUCAUCACCCAAGACUCCAUGAAUGCCACUCAAGUUGGGCUGGCCAUUAACCAAGUGAUUCAAACCCCUGUGGAUCUUAGUUUGAACCAAUGCAUGGGUCGUUGCGUAUUCGAACGCCUUUUCAAGUGCCAUUUUGUGGUAUUUAAGAGCGGAACGUGCUUCUUGGGGGAGGCCAAAACCAGUCACUCUAUUCAGCAUGGAUUCAUUGACGAUGAAGUUGCAAUCCACAUUUACAAACAUGAGACCCUGGACUUCCAAAGGUAUCAAAAGACUCAAGCUCAUUCCUCAACAUGGUCCAAACACGUCUACAUCAUGGAGCAUAAUGUAACCACUACUCAAAUAUGCGCCUUAAUGUGCCAUUUACGGGAUGGCGAUCCUUGGAAUUGCCAGUUCUUUUCCCUUUUGAACUCAACUUGCCAUUUGGGAAAUUGGGAGGUUGUUAACGGGCCAUCUCCAUCAAUUCCCGGUCAAACAGUGGUUUAUUCACUUGAACCUCCCAAUGUUACCUUAGAAGUGGUUAAAUCUCCUGGAGACUGGGGCAGGCACAUUUUUGAAGUCCGGGAGGAGACUCCAUUCAUUGUGAAUUGCAUGCAGCUGUGCCAAUUCUCUGCUAGAGGCUGCAGCUUAUUCAGCUUGGACGACCAGAAGUGCUAUUUGGGCGAUUGGCAUGUGAAUACAACAAACAUUUUGAGCUCUCCGCCGUCAUCGGUGGUCUACCAAAUUUCAGAACUUGUUGGAAUUAUGCACCAUGGAACUAUUGUUUUUAACAACGAGUUUUAUCAGGGAGCUGAUGUGGUUCUGUCAGAUGCAACCUUUUGUCAACACUCAGGAUUGCCACAAACAUUUCCCAGAAUCCCCGGGCGACAAACUGUGACAGCCUACAGCCAUCCCAUUUUACUCAGUUGUGGGGGCUAUGACGAUAUCGGAAUUUAUGAUUCUUAUUUUAAACUGGAUAUCACUGCCCAGCAAAAGUCUUGGGUUCAAGCUGGAACAUUACCUCAAUUGAUGACUGGCUUUGCCAUGCCCACUUCGAAUAAUGAUGACAUCUAUCUCUUCGGUGGAUCCCUUUUUGAUAGUACAACCACGUCAGGCGUUAAUGAAAAAAUCUACAAAUACAACAUAGAAAUGGGCCUUUGGGAUGAGCUUUCAGUACCACAAUCUACUUGGGUGUCUCGAAUCGCAAUCGGUGUAUUGCGAGAUGACAAUGAGAUAUUCUUGAUGGGAGGGCAUUUAUCUAAUGUGGGUGAUUUCACAACAAUAGACGUAUUCGAUACGGAAACCAACACUUUCAUCGGACAAUACAACACGCAUAGAUGGUUGAUUCACGGGUUUUCUGCCUUGGUUACACUUGCUAACGGCAACCGAGGAAUUAUCUACGUUGGCGGCAAUGUCGGGGUUGUGAAGUAUUUCGACCUAGUCAUACAAGAUCUUGCAACGCUCCCUUCAUCGGGAAUGCCGGGAUCACCCUGGGGAGGUACGGGAUUCAACUCCAUCAUGGCUUUCAAGAACGGACGCCAUUUCUUCACACCUGGAAGGGUCGAAAACUUCUCGGCACUGAACUUUUUCGCUGAGUACGACCCCAAAACGGACACAUUCACCACCUCUGAGGAUCGCCUUCUAAGACCCACUGUCAGGGUAAAUAUUAGCUUAGAAAUUUGUGCCGACAAGCUGAUACCGUCUUCAGGACGUUUUUAA